AGGGCUCGCGGUGCUGGACUCGGACUCCGGGCCGUGGGAAGAAGGGGGCACUGUUGUCACUCACCGCGGCUGUACGUCGGGCUUUUGUCCAAGAGAAAUGGCCGGGAUUAAAGCUCUCAUCAGCCUGUCCUUCGGAGGGGCCAUUGGCCUCAUGUUCCUCAUGCUCGGAUGUGCCCUCCCCGUGUACGACAAAUACUGGCCGCUGUUCCUCCUCUUCUUCUACAUCCUCUCUCCCAUCCCUUACUGCAUCUCGCGGAGGGUGGUGGACGAUACAGACUCGGCCAGUAACGCCUGCAGAGAGCUGGCCAUCUUCCUCACGACGGGCAUCGUCAUCUCAGCCUUCGGUCUGCCCAUAGUCUUCGCCAGAGCUGAAGUUAUCGAAUGGGGGGCGUGUGCGCUCGUGCUAACAGGUAACCUAGUCAUCUUCGGGACCAUCCUGGGCUUCUUCCUCAUCUUCGGAUCCAACGACGACUUCAGCUGGCAGCAGUGGUAAAGCAGCAGAGGGAGAGAACACCUUAGUCGGAACUGUUUUUAUUAGCGUUAUUAUUAUGAUUAUUAUGGUAUUGCUGUUUGGUUAUUGUUGUUGCUAUUUAUAUGACGACCACCACCACCACCCAUCAAUAGACUCACUCCAAACCAGUGCAAUACAUUGUUCUUUUUAUUUGAUUCUUUUUAUCUUUAUUUCUACUGCCUGCAUUUUGUCAAACUGACAUUAGUGGGAUGAAAACUACUGAUCCUCAGCUGGACUUUUCCUCAUUUUGAGUCUUGCUUAUUUGACGUCUGUGUUAGUGAGCUUCUAUUAUGAGCAUUGAAAUGAACAAAAAAUCCAAUCAAAACAUGUGAUCUGACUAAAAGGACAGGGUUAAUAUGGCUUUCUUCUUCCUGAUGAUUUUGAUGCUCUAAAAAUGCUGUGAAGAAGCUUUUCUGACACGUAGAGCUCAGAUGUUAGAUGUGACAGUUAAUCAGCAGGAAACUGAUGUUAAGUCUUAGACUUAGUCUCUUUUAUGAAAAAGCUCCCUCUUCGUUGGACACGGACUUCAUAGCCUGGAUGUGUCUGUCGAAAGUGUACAAAUUCAGCUGGUAGAGUGUAGAUUUUUGUCCUCUCAACGCUACGAGCACUAAGCUGUGAAACUUGGCAAACAAGCCGGUGUGUGUGUGUGUGUGUGUGAAAGAACUGCCAUCAGCCAUGCACGUCUUUUAGACCCCUUCAAAUGUGUAAAUGUAAUUUAAAUCUGCUAUUUCCAGAGAUGUGACCUUUCUUUCUCUCUCUCAUUGCAUAAAAAGGAUAAAAAGUGUUAGUUUUCGCUGUCACUUCAGAGGUUUUUUUUUCCUCGGGCCUCUGGGAUGCAGGCAGCAUAUUGUCUGUGUUAUUUCUUUUGUACAUCUGAUAGUUGGGGUUAGCCUUGCACUGUCAGGUCAAGAAAGCAUUAAAGGUUUGUAGUAGCUGCCAGGCUAGCACGGGAUUAGCUCGAGGACAGCAGCCAAGCUAACGUAAGAGCCGGGGCUGCUUAUAAAAAAAGGCCCGGUCAGCCGCUAACAAGCCUUAAGCUUGUAAAUGUGACUACUAGUCUGCUCUGACUCUUUCAAAGUAAGAGUCCACAGUUAGUUAAACACAUUAGUUCCAGAUCGGUCGAUUGCUCGCGCCGCCGUGUUUCGUCACACCAGCAUUUCCAGGGUAAAAAAAAGUGAUGUUUUCCUGUUUUACUUUUCAUUUUAAAGUUUAGUUCCUCAGUCUGUGUCUGCAGGAAGUUUUGGAUCCGUUUUGCUGUUAAGUUUAACUGCGUUUUCUCUCUUUUUGUUUUCUUUUCUUUGGAUAAUGAUGUUUAGGAGUAAUGUUCUCUUUGGAAGAUAAGAUUUUUCUCAUUUGUCUUGUAAACUGACCAGUAAAGUGCUAAUUUCUACUAUUGUUAGUCAAUAAUUAAACAGAAAUGUUAAGUUGACUUAAAUUUAAGACCAAGAGGAGCAGCAAAUAUGCCCUAAAACAUCCAUUGAUUGAUUAGAUUUGUCCAACAGAUAUACAGUUAUUAAAAACACACCUUAUACAAAUCACAAGUGUGUUGGAAGUCUAGUUCUCUCUCAGAUCGCUUGAUUUACGUCAUGUUUAAAUUGUAAUUAUGGAAUUAUUCAUUAAUUACGACAAAAAAGGUGUUGCCUACCCACUAAUCUUUUCUAGAAGGAUGUAUCACCUCUCAGCUCCAGCGCCACAGAAAUGAGACUGUCUGUCUGUCUUCAUUGGUCGAAGAAAGCUCAUAAUUGUCAGAUUGUUUAUUUAAACGGAACAGAAGGUGAAUGUUUUACGUUGGGUGUUUCCAACUUCAAGCAGAAUGUUUUUAAAGGAGAGAAAAACAUUGGAAAUUGGCCGAAACUUCACUUGAAACUGACAUUUUGUUUUUCCGUCUCGUAUUUGAUUCUUCCAGAGUUCAUCCUGACCUCAGUUUCGGCAGCUUUUCAGUAUUUUGUUUUUAUUAAAAGAAUGCUAAUGUUGAAAACUACUGACAUGAUUUGUGCAUGUUGUCAUGUGACUGACGCCACACUGAAUCAAAAACAAAACCGCUAACAGUAACAGUAGAUUUACCCACUGGUGGUGGUGGAGAAGUGUGUGUCUGUGGACCGAUGUCUGAUGGACGUAUGAAUUUAAAGCUGAAUUUUGUCUCUUGACUCUCUGUGUGACGUGACGGAGCACGGCGUGGAGCUGUGGGGCGAGUUUCUCUGUGAUGUUACAUUUUUAUGUUUUUUCCUCCGCUGGGGCAGGAUGUUGUAUUUAUUUAUUUUAAAUGAGACGCUUUGUGUCAAUGUCCAAAGCCAUUUUCUAUCUCCAACUAUUAUGUUAAUGAAGCAGCAGUUAUGCAGUUAGCAUGGUGGGUUUCUUUUCCCUUUUUUUUUUUAAAUAAAGGCCAAUUUUGAACAUC
Solea senegalensis (Senegalese sole) is the source of this 2909-nucleotide messenger RNA. RefSeq names its product leptin receptor overlapping transcript like 1 (gene leprotl1). Gene Ontology annotation, biological process: late endosome to vacuole transport via multivesicular body sorting pathway; negative regulation of growth hormone receptor signaling pathway. The record is from RefSeq and is a predicted model, not a curated record. The transcript has 4 exons. Bases 98 to 493 code for a protein of 131 amino acids. NCBI's taxonomy places the organism in Eukaryota, Metazoa, Chordata, Actinopteri, Pleuronectiformes, Soleidae. Gene Ontology annotation, cellular component: endosome.